Messenger RNA from Aspergillus heteromorphus CBS 117.55, 2186 nucleotides. Its product is annotated as lysophospholipase family protein. Lineage: Eukaryota; Fungi; Ascomycota; Eurotiomycetes; Eurotiales; Aspergillaceae. Gene Ontology annotation, molecular function: A2-type glycerophospholipase activity. Gene Ontology annotation, cellular component: cytosol; intracellular membrane-bounded organelle. The coding region runs from base 75 to 2015 and encodes 646 amino acids. The record is from RefSeq and is a predicted model, not a curated record. The transcript has a single exon. Gene Ontology annotation, biological process: glycerophospholipid catabolic process.
GUUUUUUUUCCCCCUUGAAUUCUCCUCCUGUGACCAGCCCCAGACACCCGCUCCGAUCGUCGUACCUGCCGAUCAUGAAGUUCCCUGUUCUCACUGCAGCUGCCGCGGGACUGGCCAGCGCGGCCUCGCUGCCCUCGUCGUUCCAGGAGCUGGAAGCGGACGUUGCGUCGGUGGCCGCCCGGGCGGUGGCCAACUACAUCCAGCGCGACCUGCCCAACGCCCCCGAUGGCUACACGCCCACCAACGUCACUUGUCCCUCCCCGCGCCCGACCAUCCGCGAGGCCAACGCCCUCUCCACCAACGAGACCGACUGGCUCGAGAUCCGCCGCAAUGUCACCCUCGCCCCCAUGAAGGAUCUGCUCACCCGCCUGAACCUGACCGGCUUCGACACCACCUCCUACAUCGACGCCCACUCCAGCAACAUCUCCAACAUCCCCAACAUCGCCAUCGCCGCCUCGGGCGGUGGCUACCGGGCCCUGACCAACGGCGCCGGUGGGCUCAAGGCCUUCGACAGCCGCGUCACCAAUACCACCAACGCCGGACAGCUGGGCGGCCUGCUGCAGUCGGCCACCUACGUGGCCGGUCUCAGUGGUGGCAGCUGGCUGGUCGGGUCGAUGUUCGUGAACAACUUCAGCUCCAUCGCCGAGCUGCAGGCCAGCAACAAGGUCUGGAACUUCGACAAGAGCCUCCUCGAGGGCCCCGACUACGACGACAUCCAGAUCGUCAGCACGGUCGAGUACUGGAAGGACAUCACCGAGCAGGUCGCCGGCAAGGCCGACGCCGGCUUCAACACCUCCUUCACCGACUACUGGGGCCGCGCGCUGUCCUACCAGCUGGUCAACUCCUCCGACGAGGACGGUGGCCCCAGCUACACCUGGUCCUCCAUCGCCCUGAUGGACGACUUCAAGGCCGGCGCGUACCCCAUGCCGCUGGUCGUCGCCGACGGGCGCAACCCCAACGAGUACAUCAUCACGGACAAUGCCACCGUGUACGAGGUCAACCCCUGGGAGUUUGGCUCGUUCGACCCCACCGUCUAUGCCUUCGCCCCGCUGCAGUACCUGGGCUCGCGGUUUGUGAACGGCACGGUGGCCGACAACGCCAGCUGCGUCCGCGGCUUUGACAACGCCGGGUUCAUCAUGGGCUCGUCGUCGACGCUGUUCAACGAGUUCCUGCUGGAUAUCAACACCACCAGCAUCCCGACCAUCCUCAAGGAGGCCCUGACCGACAUCCUCGACGACCUGGGCGAGCGCAACGACGACAUCGCCAUCUACUCGCCCAACCCCUUCUACGACUACCGCGACAGCAGCGAGACCUACGCGACGACCAAGGACCUGAACGUGGUCGACGGCGGCGAGGACGGCGAGAACAUCCCCCUGCAGCCGCUGAUCCAGCCGGAGCGCGCGGUGGACGUGAUCUUCGCGAUCGACUCGUCGGCCGACACGGACUACUACUGGCCCAACGGCACGUCGCUGGUGGCCACCUACGAGCGCAGCCUCGACCGCACGGGCAUCGCCAACGGCACGGCUUUCCCGGCCAUCCCGGACCAGAACACCUUCGUCAACCUGGGCCUCAACAGCCGUCCGAGCUUCUUCGGCUGCGACCCCAAGAACAUCUCCGGCAAGGCGCCCCUGGUCAUCUACCUCCCCAACUCGCCCUACACCUACGACUCCAACUUCUCGACCUUCACGCUCACCUACACCGACGAGGAGCGUGACUCCGUCAUCACCAACGGCUGGAACGUCGUCACGCGCGGCAACGGCACCGUCGACGAGAACUUCCCUCAGUGCGUCGCCUGCGCCAUCCUGCAGCGCUCCACCUACCGCACCAACACCUCCCUGCCCACCAUCUGCACCACCUGCUUCACCGAUUACUGCUGGAACGGCACCCUCAACAGCACCGAUCCGAGGGAAUACAACCCCAGCAUCCUGAUCGCCUCCAGCGGCGCGCUGAAGACCGUGGCGGAUUACUCGGUGGUCGUGCUGGCGUCCGUGCUGGCGCUGUUCUGGGCGCUGUAGACGUGAUGCGAUGCGAUGUGAUGUGAUGUAGAUGUAGAUGGUCAUGUUUUGGUUUUGGUUUGGGAAAUGUUUUCUUCGGGUACAUAUGAGGUGUAUAUUUUUUUUUCUUUUGUCGCAUGUGAUGAUCGCAUAAUAGCAUAAACGCGUGAAUGAGAUGCAUGAUGUUAAUAA